UUUGCCGUAUAGGCUACCAGUUAUAUUUUGAGAUCAGUGGAUAGAAACGCGAUUUCGUCGGACUUACGGCACAAGAUACUAAUUUGGUCGCACGUGAAUUAAUUUUUUAUUGCUUUAAAAUGGAUAUAAGCCAACAAAUCGAUAAUUUGAAAUUUUCAAACAAAGAUAAAAUUAUAAAAGAUGUAAAAACUGACGACACAGCAAACAAUUAUGUUAAUGAUUCAUCUGUGGAAUUGUUAUGGGCAAUGAAAGCUCACAAGCAUGCUGAAGUCUACAUGAAGCUGUUGAAGGCAGUUGACUCUUCCAAAGUUAAGCUUACAAAGUAUGAUGAUUUGAUAUACCGAAUGUUUAAAAAAGACUUCAGUGAUAUUAAUGUAGAACAAUUGGAUGAAGAUAUGUUUAAAAGCAAAACAGCCAAGGAAAAAUGGCGUCCAUUCUGCGAAGAUUUCAAAGGGAAAAUUGAAAGUUACAACUUUGGAACACUGAUAAGGAAGAAUGUCCACGAGGAUUAUAGCGAAGAUAAUUCUUUUUUAACCACAAGAAUCCAGUUUUUAGCGGUGGAAAUUGUUCGUAAUAGGCACGGGCUAAAUUCAUUUUAUAAAAAUGUCAAGGAAUCGCAAAUUAGUUCAGAACCUCUGCCUGCAGAUUGAAGAAUUUAGGAGAUAAACGUGAUUAAAAAAUAUGAACGUGAUUAAAUUUUGUAGUCUUUACUUUUUUUAUAGUUUUCAAAGCAACACCUACGAAAACAAA
Messenger RNA from Hydra vulgaris (swiftwater hydra), 750 nucleotides. RefSeq names its product protein PBDC1. Lineage: Eukaryota; Metazoa; Cnidaria; Hydrozoa; Anthoathecata; Hydridae. Gene Ontology annotation, cellular component: cytoplasm. The record is from RefSeq and is a predicted model, not a curated record.